This is a messenger RNA of Nothobranchius furzeri (turquoise killifish), 10305 nucleotides long. RefSeq names its product ubiquitin specific peptidase 31 (gene usp31). Lineage: Eukaryota; Metazoa; Chordata; Actinopteri; Cyprinodontiformes; Nothobranchiidae. Gene Ontology annotation, molecular function: cysteine-type deubiquitinase activity. The record is from RefSeq and is a predicted model, not a curated record. Gene Ontology annotation, biological process: protein deubiquitination.
GCCUCCUAAUUGAAGGCGAAGAAGAAGAAGAAUCUUGUCCAGUAUGCUCCGAAUGUGCCUCUAAAUGUGCUUGAAAUGUGAGGAAAGUCGAUCUUCACGCCUUGUCUACUGUACCUGUCAUAGCCUGCAUACCAUGGGUGAAUAUCAGCUCCAUCUGAACUUUACUGUCUCGACCGGAGAGGACUGUCUCUGUUUUUGUGGUUCGUGUUGUUAUUUCAGCUAGCACUAACCUCGGCUAAAUUAGCUCACGCUGCUGUUUUGACUUCAGCGACACUGAUGCCGAGUCGUUGCUGCAGGGCAAAGCCCCGCAAAACAAGGAGACUCCACAGCAAGUAGCAGGAAUAAGAAACCAAUCCGAAUAAUGUUCAUGUGAGGUCGUGAUAAACUGGCGUCUUACGAGGGUCCGAUGCCACCCCGCUGCACACAACUGCUGAGCUUUUAAAAGAAACAACUCAGCCCAAACAUGUUAGUGCGCGUAAGGUCAGCCAACACACACACGAUACGCUUUAACGUGAACCAGCUGGCGUCCUCGCUGUCUGCGUGUUUCGGGACGGAGCAGCGGACUGCCGCUGGGCAUCUGUCUGAGUGAAAAGUCAAACAUGUCUUGCAAAGCCGCCACCAAGGACAAGAAGUCCAGCUUCAGCAAGAAGCUGUUCAGGCGAGGCUCUGUCCGCUCCGUGGGCAGUUUUAUGAGCAGAGUCCUGAGGACAUUAACAACAUUAUCACACUUUGGAUCUGAGGUACAAACAAAGGAUGACAAAGACGAUGGAGGCUUCUCCACUUUUAAAUCUGGAAACAAAGAUGCCCCCAUGGAAGAUGGAGACCUGGGAGGAUUUCUCUCAGGAGAGAGAGUUCCUGGGGUGUCAGGUCUGAAAAACCACGGGAAUACCUGCUUUAUGAAUGCUAUUCUGCAGUGCCUCAGCAACACCGAGCUGUUUGCUGAGUACCUUGUUUUGGAGCACUACAAGGGCGAGGAGUUGGAUGAGGACAGGCCAAAGACAAAUGGCAUGCAUUUGCAGAAGAAAGGACUUCUGGGUAAAGGAGAAGUGACCGAGCAACUGUCAGGACUUGUUCGAGCUUUGUGGACGUUUGAGUACACACCCCAGCACAGCAGAGACUUCAAGAAUGCCGUCUCCAAAAAUGCCACUCAGUUUAAAGGGAACGCUCAGCACGAUGCUCAGGAGUUUCUGCUGUGGCUGCUGGACAGAGUGCAUGAAGAUAUCAACACCAUCCACCCCAACUGCAGGCCUGCUAUAAAGCCUCCCAUAGAAGAAGAUGACCAGAGCAUAGAGGGGCCGUCCCCCCCCCUCUCUGCUGGGUCGUUUGUACAGGAACUGUUUCAGGCGCAGUACAGGUCUUCUCUUACCUGCCCACAUUGUCAAAAACAGAGCAACACCUUUGAUCCCUUCCUCUGUAUCUCCUUACCCAUUCCGCUACCACACACUCGGCCUCUGUAUGUGACGGUGGUCUACCAGGGGAAGUACUCUCACUGCAUGAGGAUCGGAGUUGCUGUUCCUCUCAAAAGUACCGUCUAUCGCCUGAGAGAUGCCGUGUCACGUGAAACCAAGAUCCCUCUGGACCAGUUUGUUUUGACAGAAAUGUAUUACGACGGCUUCCAUCGUUCAUUCUGCGAUGAUGACGAUGAUCUCAACAUCAUUCAAGAGAGUGAUUCCAUCUUUGCCUUUGAGACCCCAGAGACCUUCAAACUGGAAAAUAUACGCACGAAAAGAGGGAGCCUUCUGGCAAACCUGAAUCACAACAGUUUUCAGUAUGGGACAGAAAUCAGCAGGACUCCGUCCUUCAUGCAGGGGGCAGUGACUCCCGUAACCGGAUCGCCCAAUAAAAACCUUGGGCCAGAAAAGAUGAUCCUUUUAGUGUGUAACAGAGCGUGUACAGGCCACCAGGCAAAGAGGUUUGGCUUGCCUUUUGUUCUGUACAUGGAGCGCACUGUGACCUGGGAUGCUCUGCAAAAGGAGAUCCUGGAAAAAAUGCGCCAUCUUUUGAGGCCGGGUGUCUACAUUCAGGUUGGACCUUUCAGUCUUCGAGUGGUUGGCGUUGUUGGUAUUACCUACCUCCUUCCCCAAGAUGAACGACCACUGUGUCACCCAACUGUUGAAAGAGCGUACAAGUCCUGUGGACAAGGAGGACCUCCUCAUGUGAAGAUUGUGGUUGAGUGGGACAAAGAGACCAAGGACUACCUGUUUGGACACACUGAGGAGGAGUAUAUUCCAGAUGCUGAGAGCGUUUAUCUGCACAGACAACAACACCAUCAGCCGCAGGCCUGCAGCCUCGCUCAGUGCUUACAGCUCUACACUAAGGAAGAGCAGCUGGCUCCUGACGAUGCCUGGCGCUGUCCCCACUGUAAGCAACUGCAGCAGGGCCGGAUAAAGCUGAGCCUAUGGACGCUGCCCGACGUGCUCAUUCUGCACCUGAAGAGGUUCAGACAGGAGGGGGAUUGGAGGGUGAAGAUGCAGAACAUGGUGAGGUUCCCACUCAUGGGGAUGGACAUGGCUCCACAUGUGGUCAAAAGAAGCCAGAGCAGCUGGAGUUUACCCUCUCAUUGGUCACCAUGGAGACGGUCCUAUGGCCUUGGAAGAAACCCUGAUGACUUCCUGUAUGACCUGUACGCUGUGUGUAACCAUCAUGGCAACAUGCACGGAGGCCACUACACCGCUUACUGCAAAAACUCUAUAGACGGUCAGUGGUACUGCUUUGAUGACAGUGAGGUGUCACCCGUAGCUGAUGACGAUGUUUGUCAGCAGACGGCGUAUAUUCUGUUUUAUCAGAGGAGGACUGCUAUUCCCUCCUGGUCUGCCAACAGCUCUGUUGCUGGUUCCACCAGCUCGUCCCUAUGUGACCACUGGAUUAACAGGCUGCCUGGCAGCAGACCUGCUAGCUUGGCCUCAGGAGCCUCUUCCAGACGCACGUCUCUGGCUUCGCUAGCCGAGUCAGUAGAGUUUCCCGCAGAGCGUAAUGAGGAUGAUGGAGGGUUCUCUGUCCGCCCAUUUGUAAGAAGCAUUCAGCGCCAGAGCUUGUCCUCCAGGUCGUCUAUCGCUAGUCCUUUAGCCUUCUGUGACAGCGGGAUAAAGCCUUCCUGGUCUCUUUCUGCCAAGCUUCAAAUUAGAUCCAACUCGCCCUCACGUUUCUCCCUCGACUCCCGCUGUUCCCCUCCUCUGGAGAGGAUUGGAGAGGUGUGCGAUGACAAGGUUUCCACAUCUUGUUUUGGCAGCUACAGUAAACAUGAGCGCUACUUUGGCAGCAGGACUCCUUUGUCCAUGAUGGAGAGCAACUUCAGUGACCACGACAAUGGCAAAAGAUUCGUAGACAUGGUGUACUGCAGGGCACCCACUCCAGUGGAGAAGACCAAUAAAAACGAGGCAACUGAAAACAACAACAAGAUCACAGCUGUAGAUCAAUACACACUACCUAGUCAAGCUACGCCCUCCAAAGAGCAGAAACGAAAAAGUAGUAUUGGAGGAUUUGGCUUGAAGUCAGAAAACACCGGGUCCACCAAGAGUUCCAACAAAACAGAGCAAGAAAAGACCUCCCGAAAACGGCUGUGCUCAACCCUCAAGAACCCCGCUGCAGACCCUUCUUCCAGUACACCGACUAAAGGCAAAAAAGUGAGCAGCACUAAAGAAAACACCUCAAAUGUUAAGAAAAGCACCUCAACACCCAGUGGAACCCCCUCCAAAACUAAAACCUCAAACCCACUUUUAGACUCAACGCCACAGCAUAAGCCAAGUACUCGCUCUACACCUCAGUCUUCAGCUUCUCCUUCUCCUACCGCAAAGAAAAACCUGAGUCCCACUGAGAAAGGUUCCACGAGCAGCCGGAAACGACUGGUAGAGAGGAGUUACAGCAAAGACUCAAUGCUCACCAGCCCCUUGGUCGACAGCCUCCGAAGCAGCUGUGCAUCUCGUUCUUCACUUUCCAAAACAGAGGACGUAAAUCGGGCCGAGAGGAGGUCCGUGAGAAGCUCCAGCAGCAAUUCUUCUGUCACUAGCCUGCGCUCACCCAGCGUGUCCACUAGAGACCUGCAACGUAGCAGCAAGUCUGAGGAAAAAGGGUUGUCUUUCUUCAAGAGUGCCCUUCGACAAAGGGAAAAUCGCCGGUCGGCCGAUUUAGGCAAAAGCACAUUGCUGACCAGGAAGACCUCAGAGAGGACAUGUAAGCAGAAUGGACAAGCCAAGGAGAUGGACAAUGAUGAUCCAAAGACUGAAGAUGCUGUAUCUUUGAAAGCAUCUGAGACUCACAGAGGUGAGCCCAAGUCAGAGAAACAGGAGUCUUCCAAACCCCCAAGCUCUCUCAGUCGCACUCUACUAAACGUGGGAAAGUCCAAGUCUUCCACCUCAGAUGUAAGUAGCAAGUCCCCUGCAAACGGAAAGAAGCCUCUCGAAAGGAAGGCAUCUUCUCGAAAGCUGUCAUCGACCAUGCAAUCUCCUGCACGAACAGCACAGAGGCCUAAAUAAUACAUCUGUGGUAAAUAUGUUCAACAUAUUGUGCAGCUUAUUACUUUGUGCCUAGAUUUUAGUUAGCAGAUGUAUCUGAGAUGCAGCGUUUUGAGGUUAUGACUCUGUGUAAUUGUGUAAUACCCCUAGAGGCGUAUUUUAACUUUGAUAUUUGAGUAUCGUGGUCAUCUGGAGUUUUUUCAAAAAUGUUUUAGCUGAGGUAAACUCGCUAAUUUUAUAAUACAGCAACAGCAUAAACUUUUUAAAUUCACGGUCUAAGAAAUAUCCACCCACUCUACUGCAGUGGUACGUAGUUUCUGUUAGAGAAACAUGUUUUAGGUGAAAUAGGCUGAUGAUUCUGCUGCUUUACCAUUUGAAAGUCAAAAAGGUACAAAUACACAAAAUCAUCUCAUCAAAAUCAGCCUCUUAUACACAAAAUCAGCUCAUAAACAUUCACAGAUUUAAGAGUUUCAUUCCAAAAAUAAUUGCAACCCUAUGUUUUUUCAUUAGCAAUUUUCACUUUAUUCCACGGGUCAGUAAUGACCUUUGUUUUCAAAGGCUAAAGCAAUGGAUGGAGAGACAUUAGUACUGUAGAACAUUAGAAGUAAUCCCUCGAGCCUUUAGGAGUAGGAACAAACACAUCUUUAUUAGGAGUUUAAAUGAGGAUGAUGGUGGACCUGGACCAAUACAAAAGUCAUAGGGUAAUGAACUGUGGAAGUAUACCAAAAUUUUUAAAGUACUUUUUGAUAAAGAAGUUUUUUAUGCACCUAUGUAAUUUCCUAUGUUUUGGAAUGAAACCCUUUAAAGUAAAUGAACAUAUGUUGGAUCUCUACACACUCUGUUAAUAGUGUGUAGCCUGUUUGUUUUUCUCCAUGAGCAAAAGGAAAAUGAUCGUAAGCGCCUUUCAAUGCUGCACAUGAAAACAAAUAAUAACGGUAGUCUUGUGACGUGCGCGUCGCUGGUAGGAAUGUUCCUUUGGUAGCACUUUGUACAGAUAUUAAUGUAUGAUGAUAGUCUUCAGCCUUCGAAAGGCACAUUCAUCUCAAUGUUUCUACAGUAAUUCCUCCUUUAAUACACCUGGUGCUGGAACAGGCCACUGCUCUACUGGCACUGAUGGGUUUCCAAUAAGUUUAUCUUCAUAUGAUGAUGAUCAGAACUGUAAAUGGACAUCUCGGAAAAGCUGUUUCAUUUUAACCUUUGGUACCUCGUUGGAGAUGUGAUCUUUGCCGUCUUCAUUACUAGAGCAUCGAUUUUGAGCCAUUAGAUUUGUUAAAGUACAGAAGCGAGACUCUCCAAAUGCGGACAUGUCUGCCAAACUAUCUGAAAUGAUGUGGCAGUUUUACUGUAAAAUGCUAGAAGCUAAACGAGGAGCAGGCUAUUAUCCCAGCAGCAGUCAUUAGGCUAGUCCUGGUUUAGAUCUGAUGUUGCUGUAAAACUGCCCCACCUAUACGGGCAAUACUCUCACAUCCGAUACCAGCAGUGGAUAUGUUUUCAGCCAUCAACUGUGAGUAUACUGCAGAAUCACUUUGUACUAUACGUGGUUUUUGUUUAAGAUCAACAAUAAUUAAUGUAUCAGUAGCAUCUGUCAGGUUUACGGUCAUCCUUUUGAUGUUUGAGGAAAUGCCACCUUUAAGCAGCACUGUGUUAUUGAAAUGGCUUGGGCAGGGUUUUGUUGGGGUUUCUGGGGUUUUGGUCGGUGUUGGGGUGAAAUAAUGUUAAGUCAGGUUUCUGAUUCACCUCUAGUAGGUUAAACUAUUGUUUGGCUAAAUAAAGCCUACACACGCAGAAAAACGUUUAAGACAAAGUGACUGUAGUUUUAAAUGUUUGUCAAAAAAAGCCUGUUUCAGACGCGACAUCUAGAGACAUUUAGUAUGACUCUUCCCUGGCUAUCAAUGAUUUAGGUCAAGAUAAUUAGGUGGUUAUUUUUUCAUUUUUUUAUUUUUUCUGUGCACUCAUCACUUUUCUAUAAACCAGGCUGAAGGAAUAACACGUGUUUGAAACCAGUGGUUUUUCCCUCUUGCUGCUUUUGAAACUUCUAUCAGGAACACGUUCAUAGCACUUUGGACUCAGAGCAGGACACGUUUUUUUUGUGAAUUUACUUUCUGUAAUCUUUGCCACUUUUGUAAAAAAAACUUUUUGUUUUAUUUUAGAGCUGGCUCGUACUAUAUUACAUUCACAUGCUCAUUUAUGGAACUGUCAGAUUGAACAUAAACAUAAAAUAUAUAAUAUUAAUCUAUUCAUAUAACCCAGUGCAUUAGGAUAUGAUGCCCUUUAUUUUGUCUACUUUUUAUUAGGGGUGUAAAGGACGGUGUGACAAUCUGCAACAUAAGACUUAUUCAAAAUAUAUUCAUAACAUGUAAAUAUAGAUGAUAGAUUUAAGUGGCAUCAGCUUUUAUGCAACUUUUUAGUUGUAUUUAUAAUCGAUACUAGAAUCUGCCCCCCCCCCCCCCCCCCAUUUCACUACAUUGCCAAAAUUCUCACAUGUAAACAAUAACUAGGCCUUGCAUGUGAGGAUUCUCUCUUUCAGAUUUUAUUAACAAGCUUCUCAUCCUGCAGAAAUUUGGUGGAUUAAUUCUGUCUCGACAGACUAAAGCCGGGCGUACGCUGUGCGACUUUUUCACUUUUUUGAGCCGAUUUUCCAGUCGUGCGAGAAUCCACGAGGUCGGGGCGAGUUUUGCUCCGAGCGUCGUGUAGUGUACAGGGGGUUACGAGAGGCGAUUAACACCACGUGACCAGCUAACGAUCAGCAAUCGUGAGCUCGCACAAACUUCUGGCGUGUUUAAUAUUUUGCUCGUCCCUCGUGAGGGUAUCACACUGUUGAAGCGGCGCUGCAAGCAGCUGCGACCCAAAAAGUACCAGAACCGCUCACAGCGCAUGCGCAAUCAUGUAUCAACACCGCUCACCCGCAAUUUCCCUAAUAACACACGUUGUUCGUUUUUGUUUCUACACGUUUUUUUACUCACAAAGAUUAUCAAGAAAGCGUGUUUGUCGUGUUCAUGUCAAAUUAAACUGAUCACAAAACACAGAUUUACUUUCUUUAUUUCGUUUUCCUCAUCCAACCCCCAUAAAUCCCUGUGUGUCCUCCUGCAGCACUCCCGAAGGACAACAGGCAAGACAAGACAAAAAAAGUCUGACGUGUUGAGUAAAAACUGCUAUUUUUAGCACAUUUUUAGGGCCGACGUGUUGCUACCAGACGUACAGUGUGAGCAAUCAGGUCGCAUCCGAGAACUGGGUCGUGCAGUGUGAGCACAUGACUCGUGAGAUCUGCCCUGCGAGGAAAUCGUACAGUUUGAGCUGAAGCUGAGUGCUACGAGUGAAAAAGUCGCACAGUGUCCGCCCGGCUUUACACACCGACUUGCAACUAAAUCACUCUAUUCAUAUACACUUUUUCUGUUUUCUUCAUCCUUCCUGCCCAGGGCCCUCAUUUAUCAACCGUACCUAUGCAAAGAUCUGUGUGCAUGUUUUACUUGUGUGUAUUCCUAAAUAUAAGAAAACCUCUGAUCAAGCUUACAAACAGCCUCUAGUGGUAGAACGAGGGAGCUGCAACACCAAAGGUCAUCCAUACAUGUUCCUCAUCCACUAAUUAUUUUACCCAAUAAAUAAUUAUUUUGGUGGAACAGCUGUGCUAAAACCUAUUUAAGACACCUGUGACCGACAGGAAUCUGAAAUUGUAGCAUGGCUUACUUUGUGUUAUUUUUUAAUAAUCUUUACUCUUCCCAUUUUUAUGACAUUUUAAUCAUUUUAAUUUAUUUAUUAUAACUUCUUUAUUUAAUUAAUGUUUGUGUUCUUGUGAAGCACCUCGUGAUUUUCAUCUUGAGAUGUGCUUUAUGAAAGAUUGUUUUUUUAUUAUUGGAGAAUUUGGCAGAGCGUGCAAUCAAGAGGGGACGGCUCCUCCCGAUCUCCAGGACCAGAAUUAAAUUUCCCUGCUCAACAAUUUAUCAUAUUAAUUUUUUUAUUUAUUUCUGAUGAGGAUCUCUCCUCUAUCCUGACCACGUUUAUAACCUCUGCCAACAUUUUUGCUUCUUUUGCACUUUGGCAGCCAGUUUCUCAAUCUCUCUGUCAAUAAAGUUGUCUUUUUUAAAAUAUUUUUUGGGAAGGACCUAUAUUAAUGUCGAUGGGAAGGACCCAGGGAAUUCCUUUAUGAGCUGCUGAAGACAUGAUGUAACUGAAUAUUUACAUACAGAAAUGCUCAUUUCUGUAUGUAAAUGAGCACCUGGGUAUGCACAGGUGGGAUUUAUCAUCAGACGAUUGCAGACGAACGCGCGUAUGCGUGGCCACCGCAUGUUUCAUUAAUCAGGAUUUCACUGUUUGUACGAACAUUCUAAACUUCGUUCAUAGGAAGAAAAAUAGAAAUAUUUCUACGAUUGUUUGAUGAAUGAGGCCCCUGGCAUCUUGCUUCUUACCUUGCAGUGGAUGUCUACUUUUGAUUUAGUAAAUUUGUCAAAAUGUACAGAAAUGAACCUGGUUGCAAAUUUCAGUAUUGCAUGAUAAGACUAAUGCAUGCAUUUAUCAACUAUGCAAGAAUCUGCAGCUGUGUAGUGUAUAAGCAGUGCAUGGCUGAUAUAUUCCAUGGCUUAAUUUGCACACCAUUUCCAUAUUUCUUAAAUAUGAAAUACAAAUACUUCAUAUCUGUGUAAACUGACUAAGCUUAAAAAACCUGACCUGUAAAAAGGUCUCUAAUGACAUCAUGGAUUGUUUAUUUUUUUUAUUUGUAUUCUGAUCUUUUUUAGGUGCUUCUAUACCGAUCUGGUGGGUUUAAUGUCUUUAAUAUUUCCUGUUGUACACCAGCAGAGAUAACACUAUGGAUGCGAUAAUCUGUACAUGGUUACUAUGUAGACUCAUGAUAUGUGCCGAUGUGUUGUGGAAAGCCUUCUAAUCAUUUUCUCUUGUCAUAGGUUUGUGUACACCUGGUGCCAUGCAUCAAAGAUGUGGUUUAUUUCUAAAAUAAAAAAAUACAAUAUGAAUGAUAAAGGUAGCUAAAUGCAAUAAUUAGAGAUAGUGAAUUUAGUUUUGUAAUACAGUACGUUAUGAAAACAGCAAAUAUUUAUUGCUUGUUAGUCAUUGCAGUAAGAGUUUCUGAAGCAUAUUAAUCAUCAUUAAUUGUAAACAGGCAGAUUUUUUAAAUUAAGGUGUUAUUUGUGACGUGUGUCUGAUGUAUUUCUAUUGAGUUCUGGUGUCGCUGUCCACACCACAAAUAGGUUCAGCUUUUUUAAAGGGUUUUGCACCAUUUCCUGCAUAAUGAGUUGCAUUGACUCCAAGAGCUAAAGUCGACAUCCUGGCAACAGAUUUACAGUUCUGCACAUUCUGUGGCAUUACAAAAACAAAGGCUGGUGGCUUCUGGAAGAGACUGCUUGAUAAUAAAGUUUAACAAUGCAUUGAUGGCCUUUUAGAGCCUUUUAAAACAUGUAAACACUAUGAUGCUGAAGCCUUAUGAGCAAAGGAAGUCUUGCUGAAUAAUUAGGUAGCUGUGUUAUGAAAGAAUGUCAUCUGUUUUAUUUUUUUAAAGUUAUUGUAAAUUAACACUCAAUGCAUAGAAUGUCUUCUUUGAAAUAUUUAAAGCAUUUGGUAAAACACAGUAUAUUGCACAUUGUUGAAUUUUAAUGCAUUCCUUGUUUAUUAUUGCCUAAAGCUGCAUCAUAUCUUUGAUUUUAGCAAAUGCCUGUUCAUGUUUUCCGACUACAUUUGGUAGUUUUUUAAAAGAAAUUUAAAUUCUGUUAAUUUAUUAUUUUUUAUUCUUUUUUAUUGCAUUUACACAUUUGUUUUUGUUAUUUCAUUCAAGAGUACAGUCGUGUAAAUACUUUGAUGGUCUAUCCAUGCAAGUACAGAAAUAAAAAAAAUCUGUUUAAACUUUAAA